Eucalyptus grandis is the source of this 2105-nucleotide messenger RNA. RefSeq names its product probable ADP-ribosylation factor GTPase-activating protein AGD6. The record is from RefSeq and is a predicted model, not a curated record. Gene Ontology annotation, biological process: vesicle-mediated transport. NCBI's taxonomy places the organism in Eukaryota, Viridiplantae, Streptophyta, Magnoliopsida, Myrtales, Myrtaceae. Gene Ontology annotation, molecular function: GTPase activator activity.
AGCGAAAAUUGGCGUAGAAAACAGCAAAAAUCCUCUUCUUCAACCCAAUAUAAUAAUUCUACUCGGCAAUUCUUCGCUCUCACCAUUCAUGAUUAGCGCGACAUCGGUGCUGUUUCCUUUACCCCUCCUCCCGUCCUGCUCCUGCCUCCUCGCGGACAAGCGAGCGAGCCGACACGCGCGCACCAAUUCCAUCGCAUGACGCGAUUUCACGGUGUCGGUGAUCUCCGCGAUUUCUCUCCUCCGAGAAAAUAAGAGGGAAGGGAAUCGAUCGGCUCGAAUCCAGUCGCGACGAUAACGGAAAAAAAAAGCUCCGAUCUUUAUCCCUCUUCCCCUCCUCCUCGAAUCCGAUCCGAUCCGCACCGCACCGCACCGACCGGGAGGGGAGGGGAGGGGAAUGGCGGCAUCGAGGCGCCUCCGCGACCUGCAGUCGCAGCCGGCGAACAAGACGUGCGUCGACUGCGCGCAGAAGAACCCGCAGUGGGCGUCGGUGUCGUACGGCGUCUUCAUGUGCCUCGAGUGCUCCGGGAAGCACCGCGGCCUCGGCGUCCACAUCUCCUUCGUCCGAUCCGUCACCAUGGACUCCUGGUCCGAGAUCCAGAUCAAGAAGAUGGAGGUCGGCGGCAACGAGCGGCUCAACGCCUUCCUCGCCCAGUACGGCAUCCCCAAGGAGACCGACAUCGUCGCCAAGUACAACACCAAGGCCGCCGGCGUGUACCGCGACCGGAUUCAGGCGCUCGCCGAGGGCCGCCCCUGGCGGGAUCCCCCCGUCGUGAAGGAGAGCGUCGGCGGCGGCGGCGGCGGCGGCAGGAGCAGGCCUCCCUUGGCUCAGAAGACGGGCGGGGGCGGCGGCGGCGGCGGGGACGGUGGUUGGGAUAGCUGGGACAAUGACGACGGCUUUAGAUCUUCGAGCGAUAUUAGGCGGAAUCAAUCGGCCAGCGAUUUUAGAGGCGGUGCUGGCGGCGGAGGGAGAAGCGGCGCUCCGGUGAGAUCUAAGUCUACACAGGACAUCUACACUCGGUCGCAGUUGGAGGCAUCCGCGGCUAAUAAGGAGACCUUCUUUGCUCAGAAGAUUGCAGAGAACGAUUCGCGGCCCGAGGGUCUCCCACCCUCGCAAGGCGGAAAAUAUGUUGGGUUCGGAUCGAGCCCUGCGCCUCCCAGGAUGAGUAACAACAAUAAUCCCCAAGGGGACGUGCUCUCUGCUGUAUCCCAGGGAUUGGGUAGGUUGUCUUUUGUCGCUGCAUCAGCAGCUCAGUCAGCUGCAAGUGUGGUCCAAGCAGGAACGAAGGAGAUCACUGCUAAGGUGAAGGAAGGAGGCUAUGAUCACAAGGUGAAUGAAACCGUCAAUGUUGUGACUAAUAAAACAACAGAGAUUGGACAGAGGACAUGGGGCAUUAUGAAAGGAGUAAUGGCGAUAGCUUCCCAAAAGGUUGAGGAGUAUACUAAAGAUGGCGUGAGCUGGAACAAUGAAAAUUGGCAACGGAACGACAAUGAGAGAAAUGGAUAUUAUCAGGAGUUUAAGCAAGAGAAUAAAGGAUGGAAUGCUUCGUCUGGAGGGCAGUCUUCUUCAAGUGGAAAUGUCCAAACCUUUAGUUCGACCUCUUGGGAUGAUUGGGACCACAAAGAUAAUAAGAAGGAAGAAACAACAAAGGGAGGCACAUCUGGUAACAAUGAUGGUUGGGCUGGAUGGGAUGAUGCAAAGGAGGAUGGAUAUGAUAACUGGUAUCAGAGUGCCCCAAAUAAGGGAACUGCUGGUCACAAUGGGAAAUCAGAUGCCACAUGGACAGAAGGAGGCUUCCUUUAAGAUUGUAGCUACUCAUCCAAUGGCGAGUAAGAUGGAGAUUUAUUCAAUAGAAGGUAUCAAACAGCUGCCGAUAAUGGUUUCUAAACUUUGUUUUAGGUUUUGCGUCAAUGUUUUCUUGUGAGAUUUGUUGGACAGCUUUGGCAUGUUCCAAAGUAGUUUAUGUAUGUAAUAACUGCCAUCAAAAUAUUGAGAGAAGACUGAUUUUUGUGAGUACAACAUCAUUAUUUGUAACUGGAAUUUUUGUUAAAGCAAUUCAAUGGUCAUGUUGACUUCAGUCGGAUAUAUUAUAUAUUGCCUUUUGUGA